Messenger RNA from Parascedosporium putredinis, 495 nucleotides. Lineage: Eukaryota; Fungi; Ascomycota; Sordariomycetes; Microascales; Microascaceae. The record is from the annotation of a GenBank genome assembly.
AUGGUCGACAGGCCCGUGGAGACGGCCAAGCACGUCUACUCCCACGCGAAACAGGUGGGCAAGGGCAUCGGCAGCGACGCGAAGCGCGGCAAUAUCCUGGGCGCCGCCGUCGGCGUGAUCAGGGGCGCCGUGUCCAUCCCCGUGUCGGCCGCCAUCGGCCUCGUCCACGCCACCGUCAGCGCCCCGCUGAGCACGCUCUCCGCCGUGGCGAAGAAGCCGCAGACGCCGAGGGAGCGGGCGGUCGCGUACCUGGCCGUGGCGAACCGAGACUGGCUCCAGGCUCGGGGUCUGCGGGCGGAGAUUAUGGAUAGCGGGGAGCUGGGCGACCUCGUGGGCGCGUCUGCGGAGGCCUUAGUCAACUGUGCGGGUACAGCUGGUAGUGCUGACGCGGCUGGCCAGCUCAAGGCGCUGCAAAAGUAUCUGAAGCCGCUAGAGUUCAAGGAGCCGGGAGACUUGCAACUUGGGGUGGAUAGCCUUUGGCUGGUUUUGACGUGA